Coregonus sp. 'balchen' is the source of this 9670-nucleotide messenger RNA. Lineage: Eukaryota; Metazoa; Chordata; Actinopteri; Salmoniformes; Salmonidae. The record is from the annotation of a GenBank genome assembly.
AUGGGGGGGAUAGACCGGCGGCGGAGAGUAUCUCUGGCUCUUACCUUGAACUUCCUCGCGCUGAUUCUAGCCGUGUCUGCGUUGACUACCAGCUACUGGUGCGAGGGGACACGGAAAGUGGCGAAACCUUUCUGUACCGGACCCGUCACCACCACCAGACAGUCGUUCUGUAUCAGGUUCAACAGCUCGAACAUUAAUGAUAGCAGACUGGUCCAGUACAUCUGGGAGACCGGUGAAGAUAAGUACCUCAUGAGGAAGUUCCACACCGGGAUCUGGUUUUCGUGCGAGGAGAACGUCAAUAUGACAGGUAAGAGAGAUAAACUCCUGGAGAAAAACUUUUUCGCGCACUGCGAUGUGACGCAGCUGUACGCAUUGAACUAGCCUGUUUUUUAAUUGAAAGUUACAAUUGGGUUCUCAGAAUCAAAGACUGCUAAUUUGUAGGCUAUGUCUAUGUAUUCGUUCUUGUCUUUUGAGUGAAAUGACCAUAGCUUUUAUGUGAGCUGCCAGCACACUCACACACACAUUAACAUAAUCGUCUGUAUGUAAUUACGCACUCACACAAAAUUCUACAAAAUGUGACUGUGGUUGUUUUUCUCUGAAAUGUUCACAAUCAAAUAGGUACAUUUUACAUGCAAAAAAAAACGAACAAACACGUGUUCUAAUAAACAGAUGAGAAACUAGAAAAAUCAUAAUAUUUAAUUUUGCUGUAGUUCAAACAAUAACAAAGCGGGAACCCCGCCACUGUUUUGUAAAAAAAAAAAACGGAGGAAUGGGGCUGAAGAAAUGUAACCGCUCUCAAAUUCAUAGACAGCACUACGGAUACAAGGACUGACCAUCCAUGAUAUCAAAAUUCUAGGUCAAGGUCCCGAUGAGCAGCUGAGUAGUAGAAUCAGGUGUUUCAACAGGGAUGGAGCUAAAGACUGCACUGGGUUAGCCAACCCUUUACCAAGGCAUGCACUUUAGAAAUCUGAUGAUUGAGUGUUUGAUUGUAUUGUGUGUGAUUGUGUGGCAUAUUCUAUUUCAGGUGAAAACUGCAGAAGUUUCAUCUAUGUUGCACCUUCACACGAAAGAGGUAGGUUUUUGCGUGAUUGCAUGUUAUUACAUUGUAAUAGAUGUGUUAACAAAAAAUGUUCUAUGCAUCUGUGAAUGGCUAUGGAUGUGGUUUUAUUAUUUCAAGAUUCCAGUCAUCUCUCAUAUAAGGAAUAGCAAGUGCAGCUCAAAGCGUGAAAAUUGAACCCAGUCCCUUAAUAACCAUGGAGUAGGGUCACAUGCAGGGCCCAACUGAGAUUGAAGUGAUCCUUAGAUUUAUUUGGAAGUGUCAAUUAAAAAGUGCAAACCUAGCAGAAUUUAAGAGGAUUAGAAAUGCUGCGUUGUCCUGGGGAGCUACUGCACUGUAACAAAUUGCUGUAAAUUUACAGCAACACUUUUACAGUAACUCUAUAUUACAGUACAGUACUAUAAAGGCCAAUGCAUUUUGGGGGCUCAAUGGCAUUCCUCUAAACUGCUGUAAAAUUACAGCGAUUGCUGUACUUUUAUAAUACAAAUUUACAGUAAAUUAAUGUAUGAUCUGUUUUGCUGUAUAUUUACAGCAGCAUACUGUGAAUGAUGGUGCAUUGUAGGAAAAUGUUUUGGGCGUCGAAAUAAUCUCUGUCACAUUAACAUAUUUUGAGGCGUGCCUUGUAAGUGGCUAUAUUUGUUGCAACCAUUAGUGAGAAUGCUCUACCCCACUGAAUAGAGUACCAUAUCGUAUGUGUUUAUAAAAUAUAUGUCCUGUAAGUCUACAGUAAAUUAUGAAUAGAAGCUCGCCGCCCACUCAGCCUGUCUUUUCAAACUUCUUGGUAGUUAGCCAUGAGAGAAAAAGUAAUUUUCAGAAUUACUGUUCAGGACCUUUAAACAGUUUAACCUCUAUGGGAUCGGUGUCCCGUAUACUGGACGGUUGAGCUAACGUGAUUAGCAUGACUGUUGAAAGUAACAGCAAACUUUCAAGGACAUAGACAUGUCUUAUAUGGGCAGAAAGCUUACAUUCUUGUUAAUCUAACUGCACUGUCGAAUUUACAGUAGCUAUUACAGUGAAAAAAUACCAUGCUAUUGUUUGAGGAGAGUGCACAACAACAAAAAACGUAUCACUGCAACUGGUUUGAUACAUUCACCUCUGAAGGUAAAUAAUGUACUUACAUUCAGUAAUCUUGCUCUGAUUUGUCAUGCUAAGGGUCCCAGAGAUAAAAUGCAGCAUAGUUUUGUUUGAUAAAAUCCAUUUUUAUAUUCAAAUGUAGGAACUGGGUUCUACAGUUUGAACCCCUGCUGUCUCUGGCUCCACACCCACCCCGCCCAGCCAUCUAGAUGUGUGAAAGUUAGCGUAUAAGCUAAUGAUCCAUCAUGUUUGACAUUCCUGGGAGUGUGUAAACUUACAUUUUGUAUUACCUUACCAUUUUUGUGUGUUCUGUAUAGUUAUAUACUUGAAAAGGUAUCAAUUGACCAAUUCGGCACAUUUGGGCAGACUUGAUACAAAAUAGUCCAGUAUUGCAAUGCUUCACUGGAUCAAUAUGAAACCUUGCACACACACUUCUGCCAUCUAGUGGCCAAAAUCUAAAUUGCGCCUAAACUGUAAUAUUAUAUUGUGGCCUUUCUCUUGCAUUUCAAAGAUGAUAAAAAUAAAUAAACGCAGGACCACAAACUUCAAAGUGUUUCCUUUCAAAUGGUAUCAAGAAUAUGCAUAUCCUUGCUUCAUGUCCUGAGCUACAGGCAGUAAGAUUUGGGUAUGUCAUUUGAUGCGAAAAUUGAAAAAAAGGGGUCCUAUCCUGAAGAUGUUAAUGGUUUAAUAUUUACCCUUUAAGGCCUCUACUAUAUCUGGUAGUGAUAUAAAAUACAAAUGAUUCAUUGGUAUACUGGAAUAUAGAAUUACAUAACUGUUACCAAUUGCUGUAGUAUUAUUAAAAUACAAUUUAACAAAGUACUGUAUUGCUGUUUUACUGUAUAUUCACUGCAGCAUUCUGUACAUUAUAGUGCAUUGUGGAAAAAUGUUUGGGGAGGGGGAAAGAAUCGCUGAUUCAUUAACAUCUUUGAAGGCUUGCCUUGUAAGUGGCUACAUUUGUUGCACCUGUUAGUGAGAAUGCUUUACCAAUUCAACUGACAUGUGGUAGUAAUGCCAUAAUAAUUCAAUGUAUAAUGUGGAUCUUAAACCUUUAUUGGUUGAAUAUUAAGCCACAUCCUGUAAUCAUGGCCAGUUUUGAAGUUUUUGUUUAGGUCUCUAGAAGUGCAAGUGUUAUAAAACACCAAAUAUUCAUAAAUAUUCUGUAAUGUACAAAUAUCUAGCGGCCAACCUGCUUGACCAAUCCCAUGUAGUUACAGUAAAAUACCAACAUGAUUACAGCAGCAUUUACUUUCUUACAGUAUUGUACUGUGCCAUUGCUCUGCAUUUUCCAGUAACUUACAGGAAGCUGGUGGAACGUUACUGUGAAUAUUACAAUGAUUUACCUUGCGCUAGCCAGAGAUAGGCAGAGAUGCAUUCAAAAGGUACCGUGUAACAAAUACAGGAUACAAUCUAUCCUUAACUACAGCAACAUUCCCAGUAAUGGUUACAGAAACAUUUUACUUGCUAUGACUGUGAUACACUACACUACAUGUGAUACAUUACUAAAGGCCUUCAAAUUAGUGGAUUUGGCUAUUUCAGCCACACUGGGUGUGUAAAAUUGAGCACACAAGCUCACAGAAUGGGACCGCCGAGUGCUGAAGCGCGUAGCGCGUACAAAUCGUCUGUCCUCGGUUGCAACACUCACUACCGAGUUCCAAACUGUCAGCACAAGAACUGUUCGUCGGGUGCUUCAUGAAAUGGGUUUCCAUGGCACACAAACCUAAGAUCACCAUGCGCAAUGCCAAGCGUUGGCUGGAGUGGUGUAAAGCUCGCCGCCAUUGGACUCUGGAGCAGUGAUGAAUCACGCUUCACCAUCUGCCAGUCCGACGGAUUAAUCUGGGUUUGACGGAUGCCAGGAGAUCCCUACCUGCCCGAAUGCAUAGUGCCAACUGUAAAGUUUGGUGGAGAAGGAAUAAUGGUCUGGAGCUGCUUUUCAUGGUUCAGGCUCUUUAGUUCCAGUGCAGGGAAAUCUUAACGCUACAGCAAACAAUGACAUUCUAGACGAUUCUGUGCUUCCAACUUUGUGGCAACAGUUUGGGGAAGGCCUUUUCCUGUUUCAGCAUGACAAUGCCCCCGUGCACAAAGCGAGGUUCAUACAGAAAUGGUUUGUUGAGAUUGGUGUGGAAGAACUUGACUGGCCUGCACAGAGCCCUGACCUCAACCCCAUCAAACACCUUUGGGAUGAAUUGGAAUGCUGACUGCGAGCCAGGCCUAAUCGCCCAACAUCAGUAACUGACCUCACUAAUGCUCUUGUGGCUGAAUGGUCCCCGCAGCAAUGUUCCAACAUCUAGUGGAAAGCCUUCCCAGAAGAGUGGAGGCUGUUAUAGCAGCAAAGGGGGGACAAACUCCAUAUUAAUGCCCAUGAUUUUGAAAUUAGAUGUUCGACGAGCAGGUGUCCACAUACUUUUGGUCAUUUAGUGUAUGUGUUUUUUUUAAUCAACCUUAGAUGAAUGCACUGACUGUAAGUCGCUCUGGAUAAAAGUGUCUGCUAAAUGACCAAACUGUAAAUGUUAAAAAUGAACGCACUGCUGGUAUUAUUCUAAUAAGCUCUGCCUUAAUCUAUUUCUAUUUUAAUCACAUUUGGCCUUGUUUGGGGGCAGAAUACAGUAAUACCCAGCAGUGUGCUUUGCAAGUGUUCAUUUUGACAUUUUCAUUUUGGUCAUUUAGCAGACACUCUUAUCCAGACCGACUUACAUCAAUGUAUGAAAUUAAGGUAAACAUGCAUAUACCUGUCACGACUUCCGCAGAGGCUGCCUCCCCUCCUGGUUCGGGCAGGCUUCGGCGUUCGUCGUCACCGGCUUACUAACCACUGCCGCCCCAAUUAUCAUCAUCACAUUUGUCUUGUCUUGUCAAUCACACACACCUGGUUCUAAUCCCCUCAUUAGUCGGUGUAUAAGUGUUCCCUCUGCCGCCUUGUCCUUGUGAGUGAUUGUUUGUAUGUGAGAGUAGUGGAGCUCGGUGGAGCUACUCGUACCAUUUUGUUGCCAGGGUAGAUAUUUCCCCUGUGCCUAUGUAUUGUAUGGAGAUACCGUUACAGUGUAUUGCCAGGGUAGAGAGUUUCCCCUGUGCGUGUUUCGUUUGUCGCUAUUCCAGCGUAUUUUGUGUAACGAAGGAAUAAACUCUGUAUUCUGUGAUUUACCCUCCUGAUUUACCCUUCUAUCACACUCAUCACAAUACCACAGUCAUAGCAAGUAAAAAUAUUGUGUUACGGAGAAUGUUGUAGUUAAGCGGUCAACUUGCAAGUAUAUAUUUGUGUAAAAUAAAAACAUGUAUUGUAAUUAAACUGUACCAAAAAAAAUACGCUACAUGAAUUGUAGUUCAGGCCAGUGAAAUGCAAAUGAUAAAAUAGGUAUUGAACGUAUUAAAAUACAUAUAUCAAAUACAUGUAACAGAAAUAGUGCCCGCUUUCAAACACCGACCUCUACUGGACACCGUACUUACACAUAUAGUUAGGAUGUAGUUUCUCCUGACCGGUAUCUUAGCAGGUCGAGGAGGGAACUAUGGAACACUGACGGUAUGAGGUUGAAUCCUGUUGAAGGGACAUUAUUUAGAAAAAUGCUUUAUGUGAAACCACACUUUCUGCACUGUUGUUCAAAUAAUUUGUUUUAUUUAGUAGAGUAUAAGCUUCUGUCUUAAACAUCCUUAAUAAUGCCAUAGAUUUCAGUUUUAGAAAAAUAGUAAACUUGAAGGCAAAAAGUUAAGCAUGAUGUAAGAUGAGAACCUGGUAUUCCAACUGAUUAUAGGUUACUGAAGCCAACGACUUUCCUCUGCGCCACGGAGUUUUGAUGGAAACAGUGGAGGAAGAAAAAAAUUGAUCUGACAAUCACACGCUGCUAUCACUCCGCCCUUAAUCAGUCAGACAUUCCUCCUUCGUUUGUUUGACCUCCUCUGUGUCGGCACAUUCUCUCCGUGCCUAAUUCACUUCAAUACAAAAUACUGUUCAACACACACACCCGCACACACACAUCCUCUUUGUGCCUAAUUUGAGUCCAAUGUUACUGUCUCUGAACCCAAAAGGGGCAUUAUUAUGACACAUUUCUAACUGACUUUUGUUGGUUUUAAUGGAUUCGAUCUCAGUUAUGAUUCGAUUUAAUCCAAUAAAUCCAUACCUUUCUCUGUGCUUUUGUGAUGGGGGAUACGUUGUCUAGGAAAUGUAAGUUAUAGUACUAGCUAAAGGGAUACUCUCAGGUAGACCAAAAAAAAAGUACAAAACUGCAAAAGAGACACGUAUGUGAGAUUCAUUUGAAUAAAUCACAGACUACCUUCAUCUUUUUAAUAUGCACCUUAAUCCUGCCAUGAAAUUAAAAUGAUCACCUUUGAUUAAUCUUUGAAAUCCCAUUUAAGAGUUUGGUCGGAACAAGUAAAAAAUGAUUGCUCUAUCGCUAAGAGAUAUGAACAGAUUAAAUUAUUCAUCUAGUGCCAGGCCUACUUUUAACUUUUACAUUCUAACUAUGGUUAUUUUGGCAGCGCUUAACAUUUCCCACAGAUCUUAUAGCAAAGAAACGAACAGUGUUAUAAUCUAUGUAAUUAGUAAUAACAUGUAGUUAUUAUUGUCAAGCCACGGGGUAACGCUUUACAUUAACUUACCCCCUACUACUAUGUAACUACACAGUAAUAACAUGUAGUAACAACGUAGUAACAACAUCCGUUAUUGAACAACUGGAACAAGGAUUGUGUAAUUACACAUCCCACUUGCUGAAGGUUAUUCCACAUUUUCUUGUUCCACUUAUGUAACUACUGUUUUGCAAUUACACGUUUGAAAGUCACCUGUUAAUUACCAUGUUAAUAACCAAAUUGUAACUACAUGGUGCCGCUACCGUCAAAUCCACAGGUAUUCCCAGGGUUAAUACCAUCUUAAUCUAAUAAACUAGGAGCUGGUAACAAGAAUUGUAACAAGACACACCUUGCCAUUAACCACAGCUUGUUUUCAGUGGUUUAUUUCUAUGUUUUAACCUGGCCCAAAGGGUAUAUUCAAUCAAAUGUUAUGUAAACUUCAAUGUUGUUACAAUGGAUACGCUUGUAUUUAUAAUGUACCCACUCAGGAGUAAGCAACUUAAUGUAAAGUGAAAUAACGUUUUAAUUACUAUGUCGUUACAAUGUAACAGCACUUUUGGAGAAAUAGGCUAACCAGGAGAAAUGAGGAGACAGGAUAAUAUUAAUUAUAACCGUUGUAAUUACAUUGUACUUACAAUAUAACCAUUUUAUAACCACCAACUCUUAUUACAAUGUUGUUACAAAUUAUGUACAUGUAUUUUUAUAAUGUGCUUAUCUAGGAGCAAGCAAUUUAAUGUAAAGUAAAAUAACUUGUUAAUUGCUUAUGUAAUUACAAUGUAACAACCUUUGCAGUCAAUAGUCUUACUAGGAGCAAUAAGGAGAAAAUGUUCUGUUUGACUUUUCUAUAAUGGGUUUAACAAAGAUUAAUAUUCAAAGCAUUCAAAUUCAAUUCCCUGUUUCAGACACAUAGCAAUAACUACUUUAGCGAGUAAAAUGUACAAGAAGCCGGUGAAGAAGCCGGAUGUGGAGGUCUUGGGCUGGCGUGGUUACACGUGGUCUGCAGUUGUGAGGCUGGUUGGACAUAAUGCCAAAUUCUCUAAAACGACGUUGGAGGCGGCUUAUGGUAGAGAAAUUAACAUUCAAUUAUCUGUCAACAGCUCUGGUGGACAUUCCUGCAGUCAGCAUGCCAAUUGCAUGAAUUGUGUUGUGUGACAAAACUGUACAUUUUAGAGUGGCCUUAUAUUGUCCCCAGCACAAGGUGCACAUGUGUAAGGCUCAUGCUAUUUAAUCAGCUUCUUGAUAUGCCACACCUGUCAGGUGGAUGGAUUACCUUGGCAAAAUGAGAAAUGCUCACUAACAGGGCAGUAAACAAAUUUGUGCACAACAUUUGAGAAACUUAAUAUUAUUGUGCGUAUGGAACAUUUCUGGGAUCUUUACAUGUUGCAUUUAUAUUUUUUGUUCAGUAAUAGGUAGUCUACCCGCACUGUAUCUGUGUAGUGUUGGCUACAGCGUAUAUGCCAAGACCAGUGUAAGCACAUUUGCUAUAUAACUCAACAGUGUUUGUGACAAAACCAUCAGUAGAGUUUUGAAACCAAUUUAACUUGUAUCUUUCAUUCGGUACAUGGGAAUUUAACGGCAAACGUUAUCUUAUAUGCACUACGUCAUCACGGACAGCCUUCUGCACAUAGUCAGUUUGAUAGAAACACAUCUCUGGUGGGAAAAUGCGCAUAUUGUUUUAUUAAGAUUUUAGAAUAUUCAUAUGAAAAUCUGUCUCAAAUUGGAUGGAAACCUAGCUAUAGUGGAACAAGAAGAUGUGUAAUAACAUGCUGGAAUAAGCUUCAGCAAGUGGACGUGUAAUUACACAGUCCCUGUUCCAGAUGUCUUAUAACCGCUAAACCCUAUGACCACGUAAUAGCAUAGUAAUACUAAGUCGUUACUAUGUUGUUACUACGUUGUGACUUCAUUGUUACUAUGGUUUUACUAUGUUGUUACUGUGUUGCUACUGUGUUAUUGUGUUGUUACUGUGUUAUUACCAUGUUGUUACCAUGUUGUUAGUAUGUUCUUACUACGUUGUUACUAUGUUGUUACUAUGUUGUUACUACGUUGUUAAUACGUUGUUACUACGUUGUUACUAUGUUCUUACUACGUUGUUACUAUGUUGUUACUACGUUGUUACUAUGUUGUUACUAUGUUGUUACUACGUUGUUAAUACGUUGUUACUAUGUUGUUACUAUGUUGUUACUACGUUGUUACUAUGUUGUUACUACGUUGUUACUAUGUUCUUACUACGUUGUUACUAUGUUGUUACUACGUUGUUACUAUGUUGUUACUAUGUUGUUACUACAUUGUUACUACGUUGUUACUAUGUUGUUACUACGUUGUUACUACGUUGUUACUACGUUGUUACUACAGUUAUAACUGUGUAGUUGCAUAGUAAUAGAUCAUAUCAAGGACCAUUCUUCCCAUCAUACCCAGGCAGCGAGUCAAGUGGUCUGUCUGUCUGUCUCUCUCUUAGAGACAGAUGCAUCUUCACCGUUACACUGGAGGUUAAUGAUAUGGUGAAUGGGUCACUGGUCCAACUCCCUUACCUCCCCCUCUGUUUAUGUGUCUCUCUAUUCCCCUCCCUCUCCAUCCCUCCCUCAUCACUGUCUCUUUCUCCCCCCCUCUCUCUCUCUGUCGCUCCCUCUCCCUCCCUCUCUCCUUCUGUAGGAGUGCUGUGGCUGUGUAUCGUGGCAGAGUGUCUGUAUAUUCUCCUCCUGUCCACCGGAGGCAUCCUCAUGUCCAUAGAGGCAUGUCACUUAGGAAACGUCAUCAACGGCCUCAAACUCAACGCCUUCGCUGCCAUAUUCACUGUCCUGUCAGGUAACAACACUUUACAUGCUCUCUUUUGUGUGCGUGCCUCUCAGUCCCUUUUCUCCACUCCUCAUUAUUCCUCUCGGUUAGAAAAGUAUUUUGUUUGUUUGUUUGUUGCUGAUUGGGACUAUAGAAACCCUGCAGAUCAACACGGUCUUCACACUGGAAGCUUUACUCAGCGAGGGGCCCUAA